Molecule: messenger RNA, 3843 nt
Organism: Venturia canescens
Lineage: Eukaryota; Metazoa; Arthropoda; Insecta; Hymenoptera; Ichneumonidae
Gene: slou
Product: slouch
Exons: 2
Coding region: 802-2775 (657 amino acids)
Biological process (GO): regulation of transcription by RNA polymerase II; cell differentiation
Cellular component (GO): nucleus
Molecular function (GO): DNA-binding transcription factor activity, RNA polymerase II-specific; RNA polymerase II cis-regulatory region sequence-specific DNA binding
Source: RefSeq, a predicted model, not a curated record
AAAGCAGCUACGAAUGGGCACUCGAGUUACAUGCUACGCGACGUUUUCGGCUUAAAGACUCAUCAUUCCCAUGUCGAUAAAUAACGUUGGUUUGCCAAGUUGUUAGCUCGGUGAAACAAGAACUUGUGCUGUGCUUAUUUAUUGAGUGAUCCAGUGAUAAAUUAUGAUCAAAGUGACUAUAACUGCAGCGAGAUGAAUCGUCGUUGAUGGUGGCCGUUAUCGAAAUGUGCAUCGUCUCGUGAUUGUGCUAUGUUUCCAGAUAAAUGGCAACAUUUUGUGUUGACACUUGAAAACUCAGGAGUGAAUUUCCACGACGAUAUAACCUUCGAACGUUCAUGGAAGUUGGCUAAAACAACUGGCUGAGGAGAAUGCACUUCUCUUUGCACUGUUAUUGAUUCACUUGUUCAAGUCUUCCAAAGUGAUAGCAAUUUGACUGACAGACAGCAGCUGAUUUAGUGAUGCGAGUGUAAGUUUUGAGCUGAAAUUGUCUCGACCCAAGAUUCAAGUCCUAAUUAUUAAGCUGCUCGAUACUGCGAUGAUAUAAAUGAGCCCAAAAUUGUCAUAUUGAUUCUAAAGGAUUUUUGAACCGAAUUUAUGGGAGCUCGUGAUUGCAAAAAACAUUUCAGCAAUUUCCACUUUCUCGAGUUAGAAUGAAAAACCGGUAAAUCCUGCGGCCCAUUGGACUAGUGCUUUCCAGAGCAUUAAAUGGACGUUGUCUUCGAAAGUAUAUAAAUGCGCAUAUUUUGAGUGAUCAUAUAAAGUGAAAGUAUCGUGGUGACAUUGUAAGCGGUGACGAUCGCGAUGUGGAGAAUGCAGGAGGGUAGAACUUUGUCUCCUCUGGCUGAAAUCGGUCCGGUUUCAUGCCUGAACGGUAGCGUUGGCGACGAAGGUAAUCUUCGAGCUCUCGUUCCUCAUCAAGAGAGGCGUCGAGUACUUUUACACGUGCGAACGGGUGACACGUUUUUGGGGUUUCAUGAGCAUCACGCAAAACAACAAGCGGCUAGUGGGAACCCAUCGCCCGUAUCUGAAGUUGUUAGCGCCAUGGAAUCCGAGGAGGCUGAGGAGGCGAUGCAAAUAUGCAACAGAAAUAAAACGAACUUGAUUCAAAAUCGAGAUCAGACUAAGGAAGGCCACGAAGAAGAGGCUCUCGUCGAUUGUAUGACUCCAGCAGAUCGCGAGGAUCCUGAAGAGGAGUCGGAGGAAGAAGAGGACCUGAAAUUGAACGAAUCUCCGAAAAAGGAGAACGAAAGAAGACGAAGGUGUCACAGGAGAAGUCGAGGGGACGAUGAAGAAGAUGACGAAGAGCUCGACGACGACGAGAAUAUCAAUAUUACAACUAGCAAUCGCGAGGAAACGAGAAACGGCAAUUUCGCCGACGAUGAGGACGUCGAGGUCGAUGUCUGCCGCGACGACAUUGACGAAAGCAAUCCCAGCAGUCCCGUUGACCUUACCGCCCCGUCCCGUUGUUUCGGUAACGAACAAUUCUUACAUCCUUUCGCAAGUAACCGGGGAAUCGGCCACCAACUCAGUUGUCUUUCCGGUAGCGUUGUCGGUGCGGGUAUCGUACAUUGUGUUAAUUCGUCUCAAAUAGCUAUUACUACGAACAAUACGUACCUGGGUGGUGUUACAAUUGGACAUUUGCAUCCCAGUACAGCCUCGAACAAUACCCUCGUCACGACUAUGUGCACCAAUAACGGAAGCAACAAUUUACAAGCUAGAGCCAAUAACUCGAACAGCAAUGGAAUUACGACGAGCGCUGGUAGCGUUCAAACGAACAAACGAGGCUUAGCAUUUUCCGUCGAAAAUAUUCUCGAUCCCAAUAAAUUCACCGGCGGACGGAUUAUUCACGACAGAAUAUCGCACAGGCGACGACAGCGGACUGGAAGUCUUCACGAAGAUGGCGAUUCUCGAGGAGAAUUCGGCGGCAGCAGUGGGCAAGAAGACGAAGGAGCUACGGAGCCAACGGAAGAUAUGGAGGAAGAUAUGGACGACGAGGACGAGGACGAGGAUGCGGACAUGCCGGGUUCGGAGAGAGAUCGUGAAACGCCGAGUGUGCCAAGGGACACAGCAUCGACAGGAUCGUCGUCGUCGAAGAAGCGGCAAUCUUCGUCUUCGUCAUCGUCAUCAAACGGCCAAUCAAUGGGCCACGGUCAAGGCCAGGCUCAAGGUCAGUCAGGGCAAAAUGGUGGUACAGGAAGUUCCAGUGGCGGUGGCGGUGGCAACAGCACAGGUGGCAAGCCACGACGAGCGCGAACCGCGUUUACGUACGAACAGUUGGUGGCUCUGGAAAACAAAUUCAAGACGACGAGAUAUCUUUCGGUUUGUGAGAGAUUGAAUUUGGCCUUGUCUCUCUCACUCACCGAGACCCAGGUGAAAAUAUGGUUUCAAAAUCGAAGAACGAAGUGGAAGAAACAAAACCCUGGGCUCGAUGUCAACAGUCCAACUGUCCCGACCACGCCACCCCAUCCCUCCCCAUACGCUUCGGCAUUCCUGUUUGCCACUCAUCCCCACACUCAUCCACAUCCCCAUUCGCAUUCCCAUCAGCAUCCCCACAGUCACGUGCAUCAUCCACCGCCCCCACCCCCGCCACCACCUGGUUAUUAUCAUCAUCCGGCCUCACCUUAUCCGCCAACUGGACCGAGCUUUUUCGGCCAUCAUCUUGGGGCGACGCCGGUUAGUGCACCCACCCCUGUUUCCUCAGCCACCCCGACUUCCGUCGGCCUUACCCUUUCCUCUCACCCACACCCCCACGCCCACACGCAUCCGCACGCAUAGCGUUCUGUCGUCAAUGCCUCGAUGUUCGUCACACCGACGAACGACAAUUCUCAUGGUGCUACUGACGCGGUCUCGACGCGCGCCUUCCUCCGUGCAAGUCUCUCCUGAUGACCGUGAACUCAUCGAUGUGACACAAGUUCACGUUAUUCUUCGACGAAGAAUAACUCAACGGACGCUCGCAGUGACCUUUGAAGAAAAAAAUCAUCUUUUCGUUGUUUCACUACGCACUGAACGCAGCAUUCACUGGACGAUGGAAAUGUUUGUGUUUACUUUUUAUUCGAUUGUGAAUAGAUUCGGUCGGUACGCGACUCAAAAUUGUGUUUUUGGCGUAUACGUUAUUCGAAAAAUCGUUGAUUUCGAUUGCGUACUAAUUUAAAUUUCACUAUACUUAUGAAUUAUUGAAAAACAAGUGCAAUGUUUACUUUUUUAUUCUGUUAAAUUGUUCCUUUAUUUUUCUAAAUUUUCGACCGGUUCAAUUAUCUACUUGCGCAAUCGGUCACAUAUUUUUUCUUAGAAAUGAACCAGCAAACAUGCACAUGUUCGUGUCAAUUUUCGAAAGUCGUUAAGGAGGCGUUCUAUGGUGUAACAGAAAUCAGAAUUAAGCAUUGCGUUUUACCGGAAUCACCGUCCAAACCCCUCUGUAAAUUACGAGCGAAUCAAGUGUCUAAUAUUUUCAAGAUCGUACGACGAGCCGCUUUCGCGUCUCUUGAUAACGCCUGAUCGUAAGGAAACUUCAAACAUUGUUUGGAUACCAAUGAAAACGGACGUAACCACAGACAAAAUUUUACUGCAUUUUAUUUCUUACUGUUCUCUCGUUUAAGCUUCGAAUAAAAACCAUGAAGUUCGGGCAAACGAUAUCGAAAUUUCAACAUAAAAAUUAGACAUGUGUCAGAUUGAAGAAAAUUUUGGAUGACAAAGAAGUAAUCGAAGUGUGAUAAAAGUAGUCGAUUAUUAUACAUGUGAGAGUGAAAUAUCGAAAGAGUGUGAUUAUUGAGAAAAUAGUCCCUCCUCUGUAAAAUAAAUGCCAUACGUUACGCUUGUAAAAAAGUAAACAAAAAUGAAACAAAA